UUCAGAGAAAGUUGAAGCUACAUUUGACGCUUACAUGACAAAAAAACAAAAUCUAUUUGUACCAAAGGUAUUCUACACGUGCUUCGCCGCCAUAUAUGCUACAACACCAGUUGGCCGAAGGGGCUGAUGGGAUCGAUAACCGUGAAGGCUCUGGGAACCAGUUUUCUUUCCAUACUGGUACUCAGUUUUCUCGCGGAUUUGUAUCACUAUGGUAACAGACGCUUGGUGAGGACAAAACAUCUCCCAUUCACUCCAUUUCAUUGAACUCUUCUCGUAAAGAUUGCAACAUGCCUCGCGAUCCUUACCCUUUUCCAAGACUUCAGAAUGACAGCGACUUCUGUGGACAACAAGGAAAACAGGUUUGUUUAACAGAACAAGAAGAUCUAUGAUUUAUUUCUUUGCAAUCACUCGCGAAGCCUUUUGGGCAAGGUCCAACAAAAUCAUUCUCGGAGUAUUGAAGAACCAUCAUAAAGCCUCCAUUAUACCAGUCAUUUCGACAACUUUGAGAGUGAUUAAUAAGCUUAUUCUGCAGUUUAAAUAACAGAUAACGAUGCCGUCACCCUUUUUCUAGUACGAUAAACUGAAUUAAUCUGUUGUAGUUUUGUUUACAAAGUUCCAGCUGUUUUUUGUUUUGCGCUCUUUUGAUCACUAAGCUCCAUUGUACGUCCACAGAGAAGCGGCAGAUCUUGUCCAGAUUUCCUCGAAUUUGCUCAAAAUCACGAUCAUUUGUAGCUAAUGAUUUUAAAUGAAAAAGUGACUGAAACGCUUUCUUUUGGCGACGAGAAGGCACGCUCGAGAGGCAAGAAUGUCGAAAAGAACGCGUGAUUCGAAAUGCAAACAUUAAUCCAUGCCUUUUUCUCACGCAUUAGACUGUUCUUUUAACCUCCCCGUCCAGGUUUGAUUGAUGUAUUCGACACUGUCAGUUUCUGGACUACAUUUUCUGUUUGAUUCUUUUUGAAACUGCAGGUGAAAGAAAGAGGAACACUAAACAACACUGGCACCAGUCAGGAGGGUUCUCCGUGGGACAGACUCAAUAAAACAGCUACACUCGCAAGUUCGAGAAGAGAAAUUUUCCAUCAUGAUCCACAGGUUGUUAUAUUACCGACAAAUAUAAUUUACUAGAUGGUGUCUUUAAUUUAUCAUUGGUGCCAAACAGCAAACCAUGGAUAGCUGUAAAAAUUCUUUAGAGCCUCUUUUAGUUAAAGUGUACGGUCACCUCCCGGUUGACGAAUGGACGCCUAGAGUUAGUCCCUGCCUUUGUUCUGUCAUGUUCUGUGGUUUUCUGUAAGGUGGACAUCUCUCUUGACUCAAUUUAGGUUUAUGGGAAACUGCCCACCUACCCCUCCCCUAAGCUAACAUUAACACUUACUUCUCACUUUAGGCAAAAUUAUGAUGGCUUAGGGGAGGGGUAGGUGGGCAGUUUCACAGAAACAUACUAUCUAUGUCUGUCUUUGAGAGAGAGAGUUCACAAAGUUCCCCAAUCUUACCCUGGAAAAAGGAGUCUUGAUAAACAACUGUUGCGAUUGUUUAACAACACGUUAAAAUCAACUGACAGGAUGUGGUUCUUUUCUGUUGCAGGCCCCCAAUGACAGCUUGGAUUUUGUCAUCAAGUCAACCUAUGACCAUCAUAAAGAGUUUCUUUCCUCAAAGGCCGAGACCUUAGUACAACAUGAAACUGUUGGUUUGCCACAUGGGUAGGUGUCCUUCACAAUAAUGUUGCAGUCGACCUCUAUGUGCAAGCACCUGUCAUAAGUAACCCGAAUUACACAAUACUGAACUUGGAAAGUGAAUGCAACAAAUUCUAUGUCAAAGAGGGGAUGGAUCAGGACCUCUUCUUGGAAGGGGUCCCGGGGGAGCAAUUUUUUGUAAGCGACCACCACUAGAUCUUCACUUUUUGGGUGGUCAUUAAUUAGACUUGCACCUCCAUAUCUUUGUCAGAAGUUUAAAACCAGAUCGGGAGUGCACAACUGCAACACUAGGAAUAGGGACCGCCUACAUAUACCACUCUGUAGGACAGCUGCAGGUCAGCGCGCGUUUACCUUCAGAGGCCAAAGGCUGUGGAAUAGUCUCCCAGACGAGUUUCAGUCUAUCACUAAUUUAGAUGUAUUUAAAGUUAAAAUAAAACAGCAUUUUUUAAGGGUAUUUUUGGAAAACUAAGUUUUAGAUAUUUAACAUUGUACAUUAAGCUGAAAAGCCUUUUCUUAUGCGUAGGCGAAUUUUAAAAAAUCGUCCACCACCAGAAGAACCAGAAAUUGACCUGUAUAAACUGCCACUGAUGAAGAGCACAAGUGUACAACGGCAGAGCAUACACAGCAUCAAUGGAGCAAUAGGUAAUGAACUGACUGGUUUAUCCACCUGCUAGGGAGAGAGAGGGUGGGGUGGAAGAGUCCCAUGCCAGGAAACAGUUCUUUUAAAAUUAGGUCAUCUGUUAAACUUGUGAACCUCACCAGUAAGGGAUCUAAGUUUGAAUAUACAAAUGUCAUGUUACUGAAUGUGCCCAACUGAACCUAACUAAUGAAUACCAUGCAUGUUUGGCAUGCAGAUAACCAGCAUUUGAAACAGCCUGAUUUAACAGUGUCAGCAGUAGAGGCUGUCACAUAAUCCAACAAUGUCACCACCGAUUUCUGCACAAAAUUACGUAUCAGGAAUGAGCAAAGAAAGUCUAUAUUACUGACAUGCAUGUCACUACCCAGAUCUGGGUAGUUGGAUAGUGAUGCAUCAUUUCUGUGCUCAUUUCCUCAUACAUCAUUUCACAGGACAUACGUCAUUUCACAGUUUUCUCAGACUACCAUAAAUAUUGCAGCAGUUGUUUCUAAUUACCGGUAGGCACACUUAUCACCCACUAAACUUAGUGUACACUGUUCCCAUGAUUGAAAUUGGCAUCCUUUUUAUCCAUGGUCUGACCUAAGUAUGCUUUGAAUAAAAUACCACUCCUAACUUGCACCAUAGCUGAACUUAACAAUUUAUCAAAUUAGCUUUAGCACAAGUCACAGAGAAAUUUGAAAUGGGCCUUAGUUAACCACUCCCAAAGAAUAUUAUUAUUAAAACAAGCUGAGCUUUCUACUAAAAAUAUAUUUUUUCUUAUCAACAGAGAGUCACCACAGUGCAGCAACAAAUGGUGGAUAUUCCAGGAAGCAUGAUGGAGGAUUUUAUACCUGCUAAGAGCAUUUUAGUAGACUAUGAUUGAGGAUUGUGGUGUUAUGAAAGAGAGAAUCAUACAAUAUUUUGUUAACUUGUUUGACAAGAUUUAUUCCUUUUUAUAGCCAAAAUAAGUACUAUAAUUUACUACUUGCAUAUUUUUGCAUAUUGCAUAAUUAUUCGAUAAUUUUUUCUGUUCUUAUAUCAUCUCUGUAAGAAUCCUGAUUGUAAUAUUACAUUCAAUUUUAUUUUACCUUUGAAGUACAGUGUCUAUGCUAAUGUUUAGUCGUGACUUAUAUGUUUCACAAAAUUUUCUUUUCCUAAUAGUUCUUAUAGAACAGAACACUUUGUAGUUUUUGUAAUAAAUAAUUAUUAACUCUUAAAAUCUUUGAUGCUGUAAAAUAUUAUUUUGAUGAAUAAAGUUGUCCUGAUU
Porites evermanni is the source of this 3571-nucleotide messenger RNA. NCBI's taxonomy places the organism in Eukaryota, Metazoa, Cnidaria, Anthozoa, Scleractinia, Poritidae. The record is from the annotation of a GenBank genome assembly.